AUGGCUAAAAGGACUAAAAAGCCAAAGUCAAAGCAGCCCACAGCCCGUGUUGGACGCCCUCGGAUCCGUGCCGUCAAGGAUAAGGCUCGAGAGGUUGGGGCUACAACUUCUACAUCCAGUACAUCAACUACAAAACCUUCCCAGAAGCGCCGAUUGGCUAUGAAAAAAGCUGAAACUGCAGAGAAGAAACUCCAGCGAAAAGACGAGGAGUCAGAGGAGAUCACAGCUAAACGAAGACGACUCGAUGCAAUAAGAAAAAGGAAGGCGCGUGUGGAAGAGACGGAGGAAGAACAUAAGAAAAGGACAUCUUCCAAUAAAGAAAGAACAUCAAGAGCCCGUUCAGAAGAAACAGAAGAUCAAUACCGUCGCCGGAAAUCUUCAAAUAGAGUGAGUACAUUAAGAGCCCGUUCCGAAGAAACGGAGGGAGAACGUAUUCGUAGAAUGCUAGCCGACGCUGAAAGAACUUUCAAAGCCCGUUCAGAAGAAACAGAAACCGAUACUUUGAGAAGACGUGCUCAGAAUAAAGAACAUAUGGCUGUGACACGUUCUACGGAGUCUCCUAAAUCUUCAGAAUCUAGGAAAGAGGCAGACCGGAAACGACAUCAUUCUCAUGUCACUGAAGAUUGUGGAAUAGCCAGAAAAGACGUGAAAGUCGAGGAGAAUUAUCUUGGGAAAAUGUCGAUACAAUGCUCAAGCUGUGGUGCUUUACACUAUAAAGGGGAACAGCCCCAGAGCAAAAAGUUCAAUACAUGCUGUCGACAUGGAUUGAUCCAACUUCCUAUGUUUGAUAAUUUUCCGAAAGAACUCCACGAGCUCUUCACAUCUUCUACUUCGGAGUCUGCUGAAUUUUUGAAAAACAUCAGGACUUACAACAACUCCUUGGCAAUGGGUUCCAUGGUCGCACACGUGGAUACUCCAAAAGGAGGUGGUCCAUACACUUAUCGACUGCACGGGCAAGUGUUCCACGUCACUGGAGCUCUACAUCCGGAACCUGGGCAAGAGCAUCUCUGUGCCCAAGUCUUCAUCCUUGACACCGAGGAAGCAGCCGCGGAGCUCGCGAAUAGAAAAACCAAAGUAUCGUGCUCCAAAGAUCUAUACAAGAAAUUGGACGAUCUACUUCACAUGUACAAUCCAUUUGUGAAGUCAUAUAAAAUGAUGCGAGAGAAAGAGGAAGAAGAGGAAUUAUUGGCAACAGCCGAAAACCGAGAUGUUAGAGAAGUGAAGAUGGUUUUUCGAUCGAACACAAAUUUGAACCCCAACAGAUACCAACUUCCAACAGCUGAAGAAAUCGCUGUGGUGUUUGUUGGCGACGAAAACGAAAAUCCUGGAAAAAGAGCCAUCACAGUCUAUCAAAGAUCCACAGGAACUUUUCAAUAUCUUUUGGAUACUGAUAAAGAGACAGAUCCAUUGUGCUAUCCUCUUCUCUUUGUGGAUGGAAAAUAUGGAUGGCACGUCAACCAGAAAAGACAAGAUGGACAUGGAGGAACGACCAAGAUGAGUGCUCGGGAGUUCUAUUCCUACUACCUUCACAUCCGUUCGACCUUCUCUCCACUUCAUCACGCAAAAAAGCUUUUCCAACAAUUUCGCGUAGAUGUCUGGACAAAAAUCGAACAGGAUCGUCUCAAUUUCAUCCGGCAACAUCAGGAUAGACUCCGAGUGGAGUCAGUACAAGGACUGAUGGAUCACAUCAAUGCAGAAGAUGAUGGUCCAUGCGGAAAAAGAUCUUUUUGCCAAAUACUUUCACCGGUUCCCCAAGUCUCUUUGGCAUAUCUUCGACUUCCGAAUGUCCGACAGAAGACCCCAGUUAUGCAGCUCAAAGUGCAUCUGAAGAAUGCCCAAGGAGUCGUUUAUAAAGAAGGAGAAGAAAAAGAUGCAGCAGAGAGAGGACAGCUCCGAGAAACAACACUAACAGCGUGGUUUGCUGCAAACAAAAGAUGUUAUGAUGAGCUUGAAUCGGCUGGAAUGAUUCCAGAAGACGUUGUGGACUGCCGAGGUAUCUAUAAUGUUGAGAUGCCAGAACAUUUCCAAUUCACCAAAGGAAAAUGGACUCUUAGAAAAAAUGCUACACGAUCGAUCGGAAGAAUGCAUUUCGUGUCUCCGAGAGAUCAGGAAAGAUUCGCAUUGAGAGUCAUGCUCCUAAACGUCACUGAUGCCAAAUAUUAUGAAGAUUUGCAAACCGUUGGAGGUGUCUUUUAUGAGAAAUUUGUGGAUGCUGCUAAAGCUGCCGGAUACUUGACUGAGGACAUUUUCUAUGAAAAGUCGUUGGAAGAAGCAGCGUCAUUUCAUUCUGCACCACAACUGAGAGGAUUCUUCGUCACUCUGCUGAUGUUUGGGGAAAUUCAUAAUGCUGAAGAGUUAUGGUUCAGAUUUGUGGAUGACUUCUCAGAAGACUUUUUAUACAAGCACUUCCCAAAAGAAAAAGCCGAAGCUCUCGCUUAUAAUGAUCUUAUUGAUAGAAUGAAUGCUAUGGGAGAAAAGCUGGAUAAAUGGAUGAGCCUUGGAUACGAGAGAAUCAUUCCAGACGACGUCAUUGAUUUUGAUUACUGCUCAAAAGAAGGAGAUAGGAUGAGAUCAACGUUGGUAGCAGAACAAGAAGAAGUUAUGAAGGCAGUUUUGGAUGCCGUGAAAAGUGGAGGAGGUCUUAUUUACGUGGAUGGACCAGGAGGAAGCGGCAAAACAUAUGUAUACCUUACUCUCAUCAACAUCCUCCAAGGUAUGCAUCUGAAAGUCAUCCCAAUUGCGUGGAUUGGGAUCGCUGCAUCUCUAUUGCCUCAUGGAAGAACGGUGGCUUCCUUCUUCCAUCUUAACAUCAAGGAUGGAUGUAAGACCUCAACCAUCCAUCUUCAAUCCGCCGAAGCCAAAUACCUCGCCGAACUUGAUGUCGUAUUUUGGGAUGAGGCUCCUAUGAGCCCCAAAUCGUCACUUGAAACAGUGGAUCAGCUUUUCCGUGACGUCACCAAAAUCGAUAAACCAUUUGUUGGAAAAGUGAUCAUCCUUGGAGGCGACUUCCGACAGUGCCUUCCAGUUGUGGACAGAAAAGGAAGAGAUGAGCAAAUUUCAAAUUCCAUCAAAAGAUCUCAUCUUUGGCCACUUUUCCAAGUCUACCAUUUGAAGACCAACAUGCGUGCCCAAAAUGCUGAUGAAGAAUGGAAAAGUUUCCUUCUUGGGGUUGGCGAUGGUCUGAAAGGAGAAGAGGGGACUGGAGUCAUGGAAGUUCCAGAAGAUCUCAGAUGCGAUGGAGAUUUGGCCGAGGAAAUCUUUGGAUCUUUACUUCGAAACGGGUCUAAUGUUUCUGAAAUCUCCAAAGUGGCCAUUCUCUCUCCAACCAACCAACAAGCACUUCAAAUGAAUCAAAAAGUGAUGGAAAUGGUUCCAGGAGAGAUGAAGACGUAUUUCAGUGUUGAUGAGGUCGGAGACAACCAAAAUAGUCACUCUGAUGCUGCCAACUUUCCAACAGAAUUUUUGAAUAAAAUGACUCCAUCAGGAUUACCACCACAUAAAUUGGAGCUGAAAGUUGGUGCAUUGGUCAUGCUCCUCCGAAACCUUGAAGUUCGAAACGGACUGUGCAAUGGUACACGAUUGGUUGUUCGAGAAAUGGGAAAGCGGGUUCUCAGAUGCGCUUUUAUUUCGGGACCAAAUGAAGGUGGAGACGUUUUGAUUCCAAGAAUCAAACUAUCAUUCGAUUCCGGGAUUCCAUUCGUACUCCAAAGACGUCAGUUCCCAGUAAGACCUGCCUUUGCUAUGACCGUCAAUAAGGCUCAAGGCCAAACAUUCGAUCGUAUCGGACUGCUUCUGGACGCUCCGAAUUUUGCUCAUGGACAGCUAUAUGUUGCAUUGACAAGAACAAGAACUAAGGAUGGAAUCAGAGUUUGGGCUCCAGAAAAAGUCAUGCAUAACAUUGUUUACAAAAACAUCCUGUAG
Caenorhabditis briggsae is the source of this 3921-nucleotide messenger RNA. Gene Ontology annotation, biological process: DNA repair; telomere maintenance. Lineage: Eukaryota; Metazoa; Nematoda; Chromadorea; Rhabditida; Rhabditidae. The coding region runs from base 1 to 3921 and encodes 1306 amino acids. Gene Ontology annotation, molecular function: DNA helicase activity. The record is from RefSeq and is a predicted model, not a curated record. The transcript has 7 exons.